Messenger RNA from Brassica oleracea var. oleracea, 948 nucleotides. RefSeq lists its product as uncharacterized. The coding region runs from base 1 to 948 and encodes 315 amino acids. Gene Ontology annotation, molecular function: nucleic acid binding; RNA-DNA hybrid ribonuclease activity. The record is from RefSeq and is a predicted model, not a curated record. The transcript is spliced from 4 exons. NCBI's taxonomy places the organism in Eukaryota, Viridiplantae, Streptophyta, Magnoliopsida, Brassicales, Brassicaceae.
AUGGGCUUCAAGGACAUAGCUUGGUUCAAUCAAGCCUUGUUAUGCAAGCAAGCCUGGAGAAUAUGGUCUAAUCCUCAGUCUUUGUUGGCCAGAGUCAUGAAAAGCAGAUACUUUAGACAAGGAGACUUCCUGGACUGUCCUAUAGGCAGUAGACCAUCAUAUGCUUGGAGGAGCAUAGUUCAUGGGCAUGAGCUACUAUCGCAGGGGAUUCUGAAACGUAUUGGGAAUGGAAGAGAUACACAUGUUUGGUAUAAUAAUUGGCUUCUCAUGCCCACCCCUAGACCUCCGAGAUAUAGAACAUAUGAGGUAGACCUUUCUCUCACGGUAUGCGACCUUAUUGAUUCGAGGCAUGGAACUUGGGAUGCUCCGAGGAUUCGGCAUCUUUUUGUUGAGGAAGAUGCUACUAAGAUAUUGGGAAUGAAGCUGAACCUACAGUGUGAGGAUACAAAGACGAUUAAAAGUCCAAUGACGGCUCCGACUAUACCCCCUGUGGAGAAAAAACUUUGGUCUAAUCUAUGGAAGGUGAAAACAUUACCUAAAGUUAGACAUUUAAUGUGGCGUGCACUGGCUGGAGCCUUAGCAGUAUCGGAACGGCUUGCUUCUCGUGGUAUCAAUGUUGACGCUACCUGUAAGAAUUGUGGUGUUGCUUGGUUGACAAGGAAUCACGCUGGAACAGCCUUAGCCCACAGCCGUCGCUCGUACUCCCAUGUUUCAUCAUCACUAGAGGCUGAGUUUCUGGGUUUCUAUUGGGCUGCAGAAAGUUUAUCGACGUUGAAAUAUGAGAAGGUGGUGUUUGAGUCUACGUCAGAGGCAAACACAUGUGCUGAUGCUAUUGCUCUCAGUGUAACAAAAGACCACCGCUAUGCUUCUUACAUUGCUAAGGAUUGCCCUGGAUGGCUACUGCGCAUGGUACGUGAGGAUGAAGUUGGGAUGGUCACUGUCUACUAG